AUGGGAACAUUUAAAGCACAUGAUGGCGAAUAUUUUUUAGAACCCAUCAUGAAGGCAGAUGGGAGUGAACAUGAAGAUGACCACAGCAAGCCACAUCUGAUAUACAGGCAGGAAUUAAAAGGACACUCUUUUCUACAGUCUCACAGGCCUUGGGAAGUUUCAGAAAAUCAAGUAAAGAAAACGGCUUUACCCUUUCAUAACUACAGCAACAUGAAUGAAGAUUUUAAUGUAAACAAGGAAAUAGUUUUCAGAUACCCUUCAAAAAAUAUGUCAUUGGAAGAUGAAAGAAGUCAAUUACAUUCCAGGAAUAAACGUUUUUUAUCAUACCCAAGAUAUGUGGAAGUUAUGGUUACAGCGGAUGCCAAAAUGGUCCACCAUCAUGGCCAAAAUCUGCAGCACUAUGUCCUAACACUAAUGUCAAUUGUUGCAGCAAUCUACAAGGACUCAAGUAUUGGAAAUCUUAUAAACAUAGUUAUUGUAAAAUUAAUUAUAAUUCAUAAUGAACAGGAAGGACCAGUCAUCAGUUUUAAUGCAGCUACCACAUUACGCAACUUCUGUCUAUGGCAACAAACCCAGAACGUGCUUGAUGACGUACAUCCUGCCCACCAUGAUACUGCCGUUCUCAUCACCAGGGAAGACAUUUGUGGAGCUAGAGAGAAAUGUGAUACAUUAGGCUUAGCAGAAUUAGGCACAAUGUGUGAUCCUUUGCGGAGCUGCUCGAUUAGUGAAGAAAACGGACUCAGUGCUGCUUUUACUAUAGCCCAUGAGCUUGGGCAUGUAUUUAAUGUUCCACAUGAUGAUAGCUUUAAAUGCAAAGAAGCUGGAAUUAAACAUCAGUACCAUGUAAUGGCCCCAACUUUGAAUUACCACACAAGUCCUUGGACCUGGUCAAAAUGUAGUCAGAAAUAUAUCACUGAAUUCCUAGACACAGGUCAUGGAGAAUGUCUUCUUGACAAACCAAAUGGAAGAAUAUACGAUCUGUCUGCACAGCUUCCUGGCUUAAUGUAUGAUGUAAAUAAACAGUGUGAACUUAUGUUUGGUCCUGGAUCACAAGUGUGUCCCUAUUUGAAGCAAUGCCGGCGCCUGUGGUGCACAAGUGCAGAAGGUGUUCACAAGGGCUGCCGCACUCAGCACAUGCCACUGGCAGAUGGAACGAACUGUGGUCCUGGGAUGGUAGGUUUUCUCGAAGGGCAUUGCCACCAUGGGCUGUGUGUAAACAAAGAAAUGGAGACACGUCCUGUAGAUGGUGAAUGGGGACCAUGGGGACCUUACAGUUCUUGUUCAAGAACAUGUGGAGGUGGAAUCAAAAGCACAACCAGGCUCUGUAAUCGUCCCGAGCCAAGAAACGGAGGAAAGUACUGUGUGGGCCGCAGGAUGAAAUUUCGAUCAUGUAAUACUGAUUCAUGUCCAAAAGGCAAGCAAGACUUUCGAGAGAAGCAGUGCUCUGAUUUUGAUGGUAAACAUUUCAACAUCAAUGGUCUCUCCCCUAAUGUGAGGUGGCUUCCAAAGUACAGUGGAAUUGCCAUAAAAGAUCGCUGUAAACUCUAUUGUCGGGUGGCUGGAACCACUAACUUCUAUCAGUUGAAGGAUAGGGUUGCUGAUGGUACGCCCUGUGGGACUGAAACAAAUGACGUCUGUGUUCAAGGCCUCUGUCGGCAAGCUGGCUGUGAUCAUGUGUUAAACUCCAAGGCCAAGAGAGACAAAUGUGGAGUAUGCAGGGGAGAUAACUCUUCAUGCAGGACAAUGACGGGUGUCUUCAACAGUGCCCACUAUGGCUAUAAUGUUGUUGUAAAGAUUCCCACCGGAGCAACAAACAUCGAAAUUCUUCAGCACAGCUAUUCUGGAAAACCAGAAGAUGACAAUUACCUGGCAUUAUCUGACACUCAGGGGAAUUUUCUUUUGAAUGGAAAUUUUGUUGUAAGUAUGUCAAAAAAAGAAAUCAACAUACAAGGAGCUAUUUUUGAGUACAGUGGAUCAAACAACUCAAUUGAAAGAAUUAACAGUACCGAUCGACUGGAAGAAGAGCUUGUUUUGCAGGUGUUAUGUGUUGGUAAUUUAUACAACCCUGACGUACGCUAUUCCUUCAACAUCCCUGUGGAGGAAAGGAGUGACCUGUUUGCAUGGGAUCCAUAUGGACCAUGGCAAGACUGUACCAAAAUGUGUCAAGGUCUUCACAGAAGAAAAAUUGUCUGCAUAAGUAAGAAUGAUCAUAUGGUUGUGUCUGAUCAAAGUUGUGACCACUUGCCGCUCCCAUUGUUUGUGACUGAAAGAUGCAAUACAGACUGUGAACUAAGGUGGCACAUCAUUGGGAAAAGUGAAUGUUCGUCCAACUGUGGUCAAGGAUAUAGGUCCUUGGAUGUCCACUGCAUGAAGUAUUCCAUUCGUAAAGGACAGACUGUUCCUGUAGAUGACCUCUACUGCAGUGACCAAGUUAAACCUCCCACCCGAGAGCCAUGCCAUGGUGACUGUGUCUUACUCAGGUGGCAUUACUCAGAGUGGUCCCAGUGUUCCAGAAGUUGUGGAGGAGGGGAAAGAACUCGAGACUCUUAUUGUAUAAAUAACUUUGGCCAUCGUCUUGCUGAAAAAGAAUGUCAAGAACUUCCUCGAGUGAUGCUAGAGAACUGUAAUGAAUUUUCUUGUCCCAGUUGGGCUACUAGUGAGUGGAGUGAGUGUCUUGUUACAUGUGGAAAAGGAACAAAACAGCGGCAGGUUUGGUGUCAGCUGAAUGAAGAUCACUUGAGUGAUGGCUUUUGUAAUCCAAGCACCAAGCCUGAAUCUCUCGGACCAUGUGAGCUUCACACGUGUGCUUCCUGGCAAGUGGGACCAUGGGGUUCUUGCACAGCCACCUGUGGACAUGGGUAUCAGGUGCGUGCUGUUAAAUGUGUUAGUGAGCUACUGAGUACAGUGUUAGAUGACAGAGCAUGCCAUGAAGCCAGGCGCCCCAGUGACAGGCAGGACUGUGUACUUACACCUUGCCCAAUUAUCCCUAAAGUCGGAGCUACUUCCUUACCAGCUGUUCCCCUGGGAAAGGUGGCACAGUGGCGACAUGGCUCUUGGACCCCAUGCUCAGUGUCUUGUGGAAGAGGCAGUCAAGCCCGCUAUGUGAGCUGUCGCAACGCCCACGAUGGAGUGGCAGAUGAAUCAUUUUGUGCCCACCUGCCCCGACCUGCUGAAAUUGCCAUGUGCUUUAGCCCUUGUGGAGAGUGGCAGGCAGGAAAUUGGUCACCUUGUUCAGCUUCCUGUGGCCAUGGAAAAACAACCCGACAAGUUUUAUGCAUCAACUACCACCAGCCAGUUGAUGAGAGUUACUGUGACCCUGAAGUUCGCCCUUCAAUAGAACAAGAAUGUAACCUGGCAGCCUGCCCACCCACGUACAGCCGCUUUCCUAGCUCCUCUGAGCAGCCAAGCCAUUUUCCAGGCAGGAAUUUUCCAUUAGCUCACAACCCAAAGGAGAAUGAAAAUCAGGGGGUCCUUCCAUCAAUCAGAGGAAGCCAGUGGAGAACAGGACCAUGGGGUUCAUGCUCAAGCAGCUGUGCUGGAGGUCUUCAGCACAGGGUUGUGGUCUGCCAGGAUGAAAAUGGACAAAGUGCCAGUUACUGUGCUGCAGCCUCUAAGCCCCCAGAGUCACAGCACUGUGACUCUGGACCUUGUCCACGCUGGAACUAUGGAAGCUGGGGAGAGUGUACACAAACGUGUGGAGGAGGAAUAAAAUCAAGAUUUGUGAUAUGUCAAUUUCCCAAUGGCCAAAUGUCCGAAGAGCACAACUGUGAAGUCCUCAAGAAGCCGCCUAGUGUGGCACAAUGCCAUGUGCACGCUUGCCCUGGUGAUGUAGCAUGGCAUCGGGGACCAUGGAAGUCGUGCUCAGCUUCUUGUGGUAAAGGUAUAAAGCACCGUGAGGUGCUUUGCAUUGACCAGGUGCAAGGGAAAGUACAAGAAAAAUACUGCAGUCAUCUACAGAAACCUCGAACUCACAAAACCUGCAGAUCACCAAGAUGCCCUUCAUGGAAAGCCAAUAGAUGGAAGGAGUGCUCUGUGACCUGUGGCUCUGGAGUUCAGCAAAGAGAUGUGUACUGCAGACUGAGAGGUGUUGGUCGGGUGGCUGAAGAAAUGUGUGAUCAGUCUACACGGCCUUAUUUUCAGAGGCAAUGCUGGCGUGAGGACUGUGUGAAGUACCAGUGGAUGGCAGGAGAGUGGCUAGAUUGUUCAACAUCAUGUAAGAAAAAAGACACGUAUCGGCUUGUGAAGUGCAUCGAUGCAGAAAACAUGCAAGUGAAUGACAGUUUCUGUGAUCAUUUACCCAGACCUCUUUCAAUCAAAAGGUGCAGGAACCCUCUCUGCAAGUAUGUGGUGGUAACAGGAGACUCAUCACAGUGUGCAGGUAACUGUGGACUUAGUUACCCACAAAGGAUUACAUACUGUAUUGGGAUCCAGUCUACUAAGAAACAUAAGCUCCAUCAGUUUUGGCCUAUAGAAUAUCGACAAUGCCCUGUGCUGCCUUCUCCUCAGACUUACAAAUGCAGUACUAGAAGCUGUUUGCAAGUGGCCACUUGGAAAGUUGGGAAAUGGAGCCAGUGCUCAGUGACUUGUGGAACUGGGAUAAUGGAGAGAAGAGUAGAAUGCAUGCUUGAAAAUGGUUGGCCCAGUGACCUGUGUUUAAAGCAUUUAAAACCAGAUGCUCAAAAGAAAUGCUAUGGCAAUGACUGUAAAUCAUUUACCACCUGCAAAGAAAUCCAAGUUAAAAACAACAUUACCAAGGAUGGUGACUAUUACCUUAACAUUAAGGGAAGAAUAAUAAAGAUUCAUUGUGCAGGCAUGCACUUGGAGAACCCCAAGGAAUACUUAUCAUUGGUCAAAGGUGAAGACAACUUUUCUGAAGUGUAUGGCCUUAGACUACAAAAUCCAUAUGAAUGCCCUUUUAAUGGAAGCAGGAAGCAAGACUGUAAGUGUAAAAAUGACUACCUAGCUGCUGGAUACACUGCUUUCCACAAAAUAAGAAUUGAUGUCACCUCCAUGCAAAUUAAAACAAUGGACCUUCUUUAUUCUCAGACAAUAUUUGGAAAAGCAGUUCCAUUUGCCACAGCUGGAGAUUGCUAUAGUGCUGCUAGAUGUCCACAGGGACAGUUCAGCAUUAACUUGGCAGGAACUGGGACAAAGAUAUCCAGCACUGCAAAGUGGCUUGCUCAGGGGAGGUAUACCUCUGUCAUCAUACACAGAUCCCAGGAUGGAACCAAAGUCUAUGGCAGAUGUGGAGGUUUCUGUGGGAAGUGUGUUCCUCAUGUGACUACUGGUCUUCCGGUUCAAGUAACUUGAACAUUCAGAAGUGGGAAGUACCUCCAACAGGGGAGGGACGCAAUGGAACAUGCAAAUAACCGGUGCUUAUUUCUUUACUUCUCCUUCCUGAGAUUUCC
Molecule: messenger RNA, 5408 nt
Organism: Castor canadensis (American beaver)
Lineage: Eukaryota; Metazoa; Chordata; Mammalia; Rodentia; Castoridae
Gene: Adamts20
Product: ADAM metallopeptidase with thrombospondin type 1 motif 20
Biological process (GO): proteolysis; extracellular matrix organization
Molecular function (GO): zinc ion binding; metalloendopeptidase activity
Source: RefSeq, a predicted model, not a curated record